Falco peregrinus (peregrine falcon) is the source of this 881-nucleotide messenger RNA. RefSeq names its product small integral membrane protein 26 (gene SMIM26). The record is from RefSeq and is a predicted model, not a curated record. Bases 73 to 378 code for a protein of 101 amino acids. Lineage: Eukaryota; Metazoa; Chordata; Aves; Falconiformes; Falconidae. The transcript is spliced from 2 exons.
CAGGGCGCUCUUCCCGUGCCGUCCUGUUGGCGGCAGGGCCCAGGCAGUGAGCGCGGCCCUUGCUGGGGAGCGAUGCGGGCGGCCCUGUGGAACGCGCGGGCGGCGCUGCUGUACUCGGUGGGCGGCUGGACCAUGGUGGGCGCCAUGAUCCACUACAGCCGCAACAGCGGCGCAGAGACCGGCGGCGCGUGCGAGAAUGAACAAGACCCUCAGGCAAACCAAGGACCCAGGAAGGAGGUGUUCACUAAAGAAACACCUUUUGGAUUUCAAGUGACAACUGUAAUAACGUACAGGGAUGUUCAGCCGCCUAUUACUCGACUGCUCAGGCGUGUGAAAUCGUUCUUUGAUCCUGAUGACGGCCCUCCUUCUGAAAAUUGAGUGGUCCAGAAACUCAGAACUUUGUGCAGGAGCUGGCCUCUCCGAGACGGUCAUCCCGGCGCGUGGCACCAGGCUGCCAGUGGAAAAAUCUUCUCUUGCAUUGCUGAAAGGACAGCUCCAUCUCUGACACAACUUGGCAGAAGUUGCAAACCCUCUUGUUCUGCUUGGAUCGCUGCUGUUCUUUGCGUGUGUAUUCAAAUUACUAAACACGAACUGGAUACAACUAGGUGUGUUGUGAGAUGUUAAUGAUCUGCACCCUGCCUGGUGUCCUGUGUGCAACGGUCUGACCAGGUGGCUGUUGUGGCUUUUUUGUGAAGUUGAUUUUGCAGCUGAUGUGCAGGAUGUGCCUAGGUGAUCCAGGGUGUAUCUGGGAUGGCUCCUCAGCUGAUCAGCUCUGAAAUGGAUACUUUAAGAAGGAUUAGUAAAUGGGAGGGAACGUAGUUUGAUCUUUUGGGUUUCAGAGUUGUUCAUUGUCCUUCAAAUAAAAGCUUACAAGACAUGAA